AUGUUUGACGACUCGAACGUGAAGCUUCUCGAGUUUUUCAACGCGCCGGCCACCUGGUACGCGAUGCUUGGCUCCAAUUGCACAAGCCACAACGGGCGGUUGGAGGUCCGCGUGCCUGCGGCAAUGCGAUUGCAUGUGCUGGGCUCUCCCGAUCCGCCACCGGCCGUCGAUCUGCGCAGCUGGGCCAGGUCGCCAGCGCCCACGCACUACUCGCUUCGAGUGCUGAAUGCUGGGCUCGGUACGACAGCAACGCACUUCACGCACACUUUGUUCUGCGACCUUGGGAUGCGCGCCGUGCAUCACGAGCAGUCGUGCAACCUGCCGAUGGGGUCUCAGCAACGCGUGCUCAGUGUCUUCCGUAGAUAUAAUCGCCUGCGGGACUGCAUCGCUUCACCCCAUCACUGUUCCAACGUAAUGCAGUGGAAGCAGCAGUUCGCUAGGGAUGUGCUGUGGCUCAUCUCGCGCCAUGGCGGCGGUGUUGAGGCGCUCUCUGACGUCCCCUAUGCCAACAUCUUCCGCGAGCUGCUGGUCCUGAUUCCCACGCUUCAAGUGUUGCACACGGUUCGUGAGCCGUUUGAAUGGGCAACGCAGCGCCUUCAUGCUUGA
Emiliania huxleyi CCMP1516 is the source of this 606-nucleotide messenger RNA. RefSeq lists its product as hypothetical. Bases 1 to 606 code for a protein of 201 amino acids. NCBI's taxonomy places the organism in Eukaryota, Haptophyta, Isochrysidales, Noelaerhabdaceae. The record is from RefSeq and is a predicted model, not a curated record. The transcript is spliced from 2 exons.